GAAGAAGUUUAGAACCGUAGUUUCUUGCAUAUUUUGCACUGUUCGGCUAAAUCCAAAUCUGACAAUAAAUCCCAAUUCCUAGGGUUUUCUUGGAACCGAUAGUUUGAUUAACACGGCAGGGCAGCUCUUUCUUUCAAAUCCUCUUAACUUCAAGCGGAAUUGGUCCGAAUUAUCUCGCUAGCUCGAUUACAACGUUAUUGAAAGAUGCCUCAAAGACACUCGAAGAACAAUAACGAUCUCGCCUUCUUCACCUACGACGAGAAGCGGAAGCUCGGAUAUGGAACGCAAAAGGAGCGGCUUGGGAAGGAUUCUAUCAAGCCCUUCGACGCCUGUUGUCUUUGCCUGAAGCCUUUCAUCGACCCGUUGUGUUGCCAGAAGGGUCACGUCUUUUGCAAGGAGUGCAUUCUGGAAUGCCUCUUAUCACAGAAGAAAGAUAUCCAAAGAAAGUUAGCUGCACAUGCUGCCCAGAUGAAGCAAGAGAAGGAAGAUGAAGAUGAGCUCUUGAUGCUGCGGAAGGCCCGGGAAAUUGAUGCCUUCGAUCAACAAAACCAUGGAGCAUUACCCCACGACUACAGUGACAAAAACCUCUCCAUCACAGACAAAAGUGGUGGGUUCCAUGGAGCCAACAGUGUGAAAGCAACUGCCUUUGAAGAGGAAGCACUCCGGACCAUGAAAGCCUUUUGGCUUCCAUCUGCCACACCAGAGGCACCCUCCAAAGUCGAUGCCCCUUCUGGAAACACUCUUUGCCCGGAAGGGAAUGAAAAGAUCAAGAUGAAGAACCUAUUCCCCAUACACUUCACAGAAGAUGAGAGCGGAAAGAAGAAGAUCAAGAGUAUUGAUAAAACAUACAUAUGUCCCAGCUGCAAGGUCACCCUGACAAACACCCUUUCCCUUGUUGCCCUUAAUACAUGCGGGCAUGUUUUCUGCAAGAAAUGUGCGGGGAAGUUUGUUGCUGUAGACAAGGUCUGUGUGGUCUGCGACAGGCCAUGCAAAGACAGGAAUCUGGUAGACCUGGAAAAAGGAGGGACCGGGUUUUCGGGCCAUGGGGAUCAUUUGGAAGCAAGAAACUUCAAGCAUUUGGGAAGUGGGUCGGGGUUGGGUUUAGUGAGACCUGCAAUGAAGACGUGAUCAUGCAGACAUGCAGUCCAGCUGUCCAGGGCUCUCCUUUCCCUUGGUUUUCUCAAUUAUUGUUUUGAUUGCACAUUCAACUAAACCGUUCUAUAGUGGAUGUAUGGAACAUUUUUCUGUGUUUGUUUGACGGACUGUGUCAGUCUGUGUGUAACCUGGUCAAAUGAAAGGGAAGUUGGAAUAUGAAAUAUUGUAUGCACCCGCUAUACCGAGUAUGCCAGUUGUAUUUCUAAAACACUAGAUUGUGCUAUAUGUGUUUGUAUGGUUAUUAUUUGAGCAUGAAUGAAAACCCGAAUAUAAAACUCAAUAGG
Molecule: messenger RNA, 1439 nt
Organism: Cuscuta epithymum
Lineage: Eukaryota; Viridiplantae; Streptophyta; Magnoliopsida; Solanales; Convolvulaceae
Source: the annotation of a GenBank genome assembly